GGCAGAGACCAGAAGGCCAGCAUUCCCCGGGAGAGAAACCCCCAGCCCAGCCCAACCCACGAAGUGGUCGCACUCCCUGGUACCGCUCCGUUCACCACCCCAGGCGGGGCCCUUCCUUGACCCACAUCUGAGUCAGGGGUGACCUGCAAAUGACAGAGGUCACGCUGGCCCUGGCCAUGCUGCCCGGGGGCUGAAAUGGCAGAGAGUGCUGGCCCCUGGUUCCUUUCUUUAUUGGGAAGGUGGAGAGACAGAAGCGUCCAUCCCGUGUCCACUGGUUCACUCCCCAAAUGCCCGCAACAGGCAGGGCCGGGCCACCCCAAACCCAGGAGCCGGGAGCUCCUCUCCAACUCCCUCGCAGGUGGCAGGGGCCGCUGCCUCCGAGGGUGUGCUUCAGCAGGGAGCUGGAAGUGAGCAGAGCCCCGAAUUAGCUUAACCGAUCGGGUGUUUGAAGUGAGGCUCAGAGGCUAGGGGAGUGGUCAGCGUGGGGCCCUGCCCGUGGUCCCAGUGGUACAGGGGUGCCCGGGCCGCUGGGUAAAAGCGGCGCGCCGUGGGUUGAGCUGCAGCCCCAACCUAGGAAACUUCUACCUCACCCUCCCCUACCCCCCCCCCACCAGGUCAGCCCCGGCCUCUGCCUGCUCUUUCCACUGUCCCUGGAGGCCAUGGUGGCCGCGGUGGUGGCAGGUGUGUGCCCACAUCCACCCCCGGGGGAAAAGCAAAUGCCACCGCUUGGGAUAUGACUCAGGCCCGCCUCAGCCCCAAGGAGAGCCCCUGCCAGCCGGAGAGGCGUGCAAGGAAGCAGGAACCAGGGGCACCCUGAAGCGCAAAGUUUUCUAGUGAGACAGACAGGUGGAUCCUGUGCGCGCUCAGAGGAGACCCUUGGGCCAACCUGGUUGUGGGGAGGGAGGGUCAUAGUCAGGGAAGGCUUCCUGGAAGAAACAACCCCCAGAUAAGUUUUUUCAUUUUUAUUUUAUUUUUUAAAGAUAUAUUUAUUUGAAAGGUAGAGUUAAAAAGAGGCAGAGAGAGAGGUCUUCCAUCUGCUGGUUCAGUCCCCAAAUGGCUGCAACAGCUGGAGCUGGACCAGUCAGAAACUUCUUCUGGGUCUCUGACGUGGGUGCAGGGGCCCAAGUACUUGGGCCGUCUUCUACUGCUUUCCCAGGUGCAUUAGCAGGGGGCUGGAUUGGAAGUGGAGCAGCCGGGAUUUGAACCUGAGCCCGUAGGGGAUGCCGGCACUGCAUGCGGCAGCUUUACCCGCUGUGCCACAGCGCCGGCCCCCGGAUAAAUUACCAAAGGGUGGGUGGAGUUAGCCAGGUGCAGAAACCGGGAUGAACAGUGCAGGAAGACGGGCCAGGCUGCCCCCGCCUCAUGGAUGGGCUCUGAACACGGCCACCAGCGCCCCCCUGCCCCGCCAGCUGUCUCCCCACACCCCCCCCCCGCUGCCAGUCGGUGACCGAGGCUGCCUGAGGACAGGGGGAAUCCCCAUGGUGCCCUCCGGCCCAGAGGCGCCCGCCAGGAUCUCACCGAAGUGGGGCAGCUAUUUUUACCUGGCGUUUAAUUACAGGGUUUGGAUCCCAGGAGCUGGCAGGGUGGGGCAUUCCGGGAAACCGGAGGCUCCUGGGAGGGCAGGGGAGGGCUCCGCAGGGCGGGGCCACGUCACACACACCCCCACUUUCCCUCCUUGGGUCCUUUGCACCCUGGCCUGGAGGGGCCGCAUGCUCACAUCAGACUAGGCCCCCAGGUGGCUAGGGGUCGCACACACCGUGCAGGUGGGUGAUCCAGAGUGGCGCCAGCUGGGAUCCUGCACCCGGACUGCUUCCAGACGGCGGGCUCGGGACGGGAACUCCUCUUAAAGCCGCAGGGGGCUGCGAUGGGACGGGAGCCAUGAAUGGCGCCGGCCCCGGCCCGGCUCCGGUCCCGGACUGGCGGGAGUUCUGCGAGCUGCACGCCCAGGUGGCCGCCGUGGACUUCGCGCACAAGUUCUGCCGCUUCCUGCAGGACCACCCGGCCUACGACACGCCCGACGCCGGCGCCUCCUUCUCCCGCCACUUCGCCGCCAACUUCCUGGACGCCUUCGGCGAGGAGGUGCGCCGCGUGCUGGUGGCCGGGCCGGCGGCAGCGCGGGGCGCGGCUGAGCGCGCCGCCGCCAUGGAGCCGGGGCCGGCGGGGACCCCGGCCAUCAAGGCGGCCGCUCACGGCCACUCGCGCAGCUCCGAGGACGUCUCCACGCACGCGGCGGCCAAGGCGCGCGUCCGCAAGGGCUUCUCGCUGCGCAACAUGAGCCUGUGUGUGGUGGACGGCGUGCGCGACAUGUGGCACCGGCGCGCGUCGCCGGAACCGGACGCCGCCCCGCGCGCCUCCGCCGAGCCCCAGGCCGAGCCGCGCGACAAGUGGACGCGGCGCCUGCGGCUGUCGCGGACGCUGGCGGCCAAGGUGGAGUUGGUGGACAUUCAGCGCGAGGGCGCGCUGCGCUUCAUGGUGGCCGACGACGCGGCCGCGGGCCCCGGCGGCGCUGGCCAGUGGCAGAAGUGCCGCCUGCUGCUGCGUAGGGCCGUGGCCGGCGAGCGCUUCCGCCUCGAGUUCUUCGUGCCGCCCAAGGCCUCCAGGCCCAAGGUCAGCAUCCCCCUGUCGGCCGUCCUGGAGGUCCGCACCACCAUGCCCCUGGAGAUGCCAGAGAAGGACAACACGUUCGUGCUCAAGGUGGAGAACGGAGCAGAGUACAUCCUGGAGACCAUCGACUCCCUGCAGAAGCACUCGUGGGUGGCGGACAUCCAGGGCUGUGUGGACCCCGUGGACAGCGAGGAAGACACAGAACUGGCCUGCGCCCGGGGAGGCUGUGUGGCCAGCCGCGUGGCCUCCUGCAGCUGUGAGCUCCUGACCGACGUAGCGGACCUGCCCCGGCCCCCAGAGACAGCGGCACCUGCCGUGGUGACAGCGCCACACAGCCGAGCUCGAGAUGGCCUGGGAGAGUCCCUGGGCCACGUCCCACUGGAGACGUUCCUGCAGACCCUGGAGCCUCCUGGAGGCGGCGACGGUGACAGCGGUAACACAGGGGAGGAGGGAGCAGAGCCGGACCCCGAGGCCGAACCCCAGCUGGAGCUCUCUGACUACCCCUGGUUCCACGGGACACUGUCUCGGGUGAAGGCCGCUCAGCUGGUACUGGCGGGCGGGCCCCGGAGCCACGGCCUCUUCGUGAUCCGCCAAAGCGAGACGCGGCCCGGGGAGUACGUCCUCACCUUCAACUUCCAGGGCAAGGCCAAGCACCUGCGCCUGUCCCUGAACGGCCACGGCCAAUGCCACGUGCAACACCUGUGGUUCCAGUCCGUGCUAGACAUGCUCCGGCACUUCCACACCCACCCUAUCCCGCUGGAGUCCGGGGGCUCCGCCGACAUUACCCUGCGCAGCUACGUGCGGGCCCAGGGCCCCCAGGCACCCGAGCCGGGGCCCUCACCCAGCGCCGCGCCCGCACCCACACCCACACCCGCACCGGCACCCGCACCUGCGCCCGCACCGCCUUCCUGCUGGGCCGAGCCCGGUGGCCCGCACUACUUCUCCAGCCUGGCCGCCUGCCCGCCCACCUCGCCCUCGGACGCACCAGGCAGCGGCUCCUCCCCGUCGUCCGCCGCCUCGGCGCCCGCACCUGCGCGCCCCGCCGCCGAGGGCUCGCUCAGCGCGCGCAGCCGCAGCAACAGCGCCGAGCGCCUGCUGGAGGCGGCGGGGGGCGCGGCCGAGGAGCCCGCGGAGCCCACGCCGGGCCGCGCGCGCGCCGUGGAGAACCAGUACUCGUUCUACUAAGCGCCGAGGCCCCGGGGCCGCCGCCGAGUGGGACAGCGAAGCUCUUCAGUGAAGACAUGCCCGUUAUUAAAGAGCCUGU
Lepus europaeus (European hare) is the source of this 3868-nucleotide messenger RNA. It is a transcript of the gene SH2B2, whose product is annotated as SH2B adaptor protein 2. Bases 1879 to 3789 code for a protein of 636 amino acids. Gene Ontology annotation, cellular component: plasma membrane. Gene Ontology annotation, biological process: intracellular signal transduction; antigen receptor-mediated signaling pathway. The record is from RefSeq and is a predicted model, not a curated record. Gene Ontology annotation, molecular function: transmembrane receptor protein tyrosine kinase adaptor activity. The transcript has 9 exons. Lineage: Eukaryota; Metazoa; Chordata; Mammalia; Lagomorpha; Leporidae.